Messenger RNA from Coniophora puteana RWD-64-598 SS2, 710 nucleotides. RefSeq lists its product as uncharacterized. The record is from RefSeq and is a predicted model, not a curated record. The coding region runs from base 1 to 309 and encodes 102 amino acids. The transcript has a single exon. Lineage: Eukaryota; Fungi; Basidiomycota; Agaricomycetes; Boletales; Coniophoraceae.
AUGGACGGCAAACUAGAAGAUAUGGAGCAAACUUCGGACAAACUCGCUAGCCAGAUAAAUGUCACUCUCUCACUCACUCACCAGCUUCCCUCAGAGCUCGUCGCCGAUAUUUUCGAGCUAGCGAUCAACGAGAGCGGCCAGCGAGCGCUCGGGGUAGUAAAGUCCGUGAUCUUCAAGUUCGGCCAAGUCUGUGGUCGCUGGCGGUCCAUCCUUCACGCAACGCCUGCGCUAUGGACUUCGCUCGUCCUCGACUUCACCAAUCGCAAGAGCAUCCCAUGGACGAUCUUCACAGACGAAGUUGUCUCCUAGUUGCGCCUCUGGAUCGAGCGAUCCGGCGCCCUCUCGGUGUCUCUAACUUUAAUUGAAGGAGACGAGUCCAGUGAUCAUGGCUAUAUCCCCAAUCAACAUUGGCAUCGAAUUGUUUAUGUGCUUCGGCUGCACAGCGACAAGUGGAAGAGUAUGUCGUUGGCGGUUCAUGAAGAGACCCUCGACCGGCUCCGUGGCACGCAUUUCGGCUUACUCAAUAUCACCUUUCCUUCUAUGAAGCACUUCUCUGUGGCUCUCAUCUCCGUCUUUCCCAACGCCUCCCAUCAUGACCAACCUCUUGCGCUCGCGCCCCAGCUCACUUCUUUCUCAAUCGACAUGGACCAGUUAGACAUGUCGCAUCUUCCGGAGUCGGGAUGGGCUCAGCUCACCGACUUAUCGUUGAU